Molecule: messenger RNA, 9556 nt
Organism: Antechinus flavipes (yellow-footed antechinus)
Lineage: Eukaryota; Metazoa; Chordata; Mammalia; Dasyuromorphia; Dasyuridae
Gene: TMX4
Product: thioredoxin related transmembrane protein 4
Exons: 8
Coding region: 4481-5488 (335 amino acids)
Source: RefSeq, a predicted model, not a curated record
UGGAAUCUUUACAAACUGCUAACUCAUUAGAGCUGAUAGAUUAUUGAUCUGAUCUUACAAGAAGAUGUUUUGGGCCAGAACCUGAAACAAGGUACUAAGUAGAACUAAUUGAUACAAUGCUUGUGUUCACACCUUUACUCAUUGGAGUUCACAAGUAUGGGAGAUUCACAAAGUAAACUUUGUAAUUUUGUGAAUUCACACCUCCCUUGAAGUUCUUACCACCAGAGAGCACUCUGGGAAGAAACCCAUAAUCUCUCUCUCUCUCGUAUCCCACAAUCCCUCUCUCUCAAAGGAGCAUAAAUAGAGCUUCAAUGGGCCAAUCAAGAAAGUUUUCAGAGGAAGAAGCUACGAGUAGAGAGUUCAGCUGAAGAUUGAGAAGGCUUUCUCAAAGGCAAGACAGAUUCAACUUGGUGCUGGCUCUGGAGGCUGAAGAAAGCAGAGGCAGAAGCAAAGGACAAAGCAGCAAGAGCUCUUGGAACUAAGCAGAGAGGCAGGCCUCUAAGCUAACUGGGCUAUAUUGGAGACAAUAAAAGAUCUAAACUUUUAUCACCUGGCUGCAUUUGGGGUAAUUAUUGAUCUGAACUGAUACUAAGGCUGCCUCCAGAAAAUCUCCCCUGAGAAACCUACCUUCUCCCAGAGAGAACCUUAUUAUAUUAUUUUAAAGAAGAAAAAGAACACCACAUCUCCUGAAUUCCAAUCCUGGUUUAGCUUUUGUUUUGAUUUUCAGUAAUACUUCCAAGUUAUAUUGCCAACAAUGAAAUGUAAUUAGAUCAGGUCAAAUGGUAUAAUUUUUGAAAUUUUUAUUAUGUAAUGCCAGAUUGCUUUCUAAAAAAGUUUCUACAAGUUUAUGAUUCUACUGGCAGUGGAUGAGUGUAUUUUUUCUUUUAUACCCUUAGCAGUUUUACCUCAAUGAAGGUCUUCAAAGGCUAGAAUACCAUUUACCAGAAUGGAUUAUUUUUUUAUAGAUUGCAUUAGUUAAUUCCUUAUAUCAUUUAAAUUCUAUGAUUCAUUUUUUUAAAGUACUUGUGGCCAUUUGCUGAGUAUGAAGCGGUAUUUUAAAACUGUUUUACUUAUUUUUGUUAAUGAUGUAUUUCAAAUAUGUUUUCUUUAAAGGGUUAAUGGAAACCCUUUAAAAUUGUUUCUUGCAAUAUGGAUAUAUAAUUCCUACUAACAUUACCAAUUCUUCAUCUUGUCAAAUUUUAAAUGUGACUUGAAGUAUUUUUUAAUUUUACUUCCAAAAAUUUUACAGAAAAUUUUUAAAAUUUUCAGUCAAGUAUAUCAGUAUUUUACUAAUAAUUUCCUUUUUGUUGAAUAAAAGUAUUGUUUUCAUUGCAUAACAGAAAAGCAUUACUCCAUUUCAAUGUUUAAGAAUCUCAUGGAGCUAAAAGUCAUUACAUUGUAUAAGAUGCAGGUCUAAACCCUUUUCCUACAUUACUCUUAAUUUCCCCAAGUACGUUUGUUAAAUGAUGAAUUCUUUUCCCUAGAUUUUUAAGACUUUCUACAGAUUUAUCAAAUACUAACCUUUCAUGAACAUUUUAUUGUCCAUUUGGUGUUUGCUGAUUUAAUUUUCCAUUUUGUCUCUGGAACCAGAGAGCUUUAAAAAUUACUUUAUAUUUUAAAAAUCUAGGAAUUAUAAGGAAUAUAAGGCUACUUUAUUCUCUUAAGUGUCCUCCUAAUUUAUGGUUUUCUACUAUUUCUCCAUAUAUAUUUUCAUAUGAUUUUAUCUAAUUUCAUAAAGGUCACCAACAUUUUUAGUUAAAAUUACAAUUUAAUUAAUGGUAUGUUGCUAUCUUUAUGUUAUUAAAUCCAUUCACUAUUGAUGGAUGCCCCUCUAGUCAAGACUGCACUAUUAUCCCCUAGUGAAAAAUUCUCCUGUCUCUAUGCCUUUGCAUAAAAAUGCUCUGCUUUUUGACCUUUAUUUCUCAUGUUAGCUUCCAUUAAAGGUUAGCUCAAUUGCACUUUUAUACAAAUAUCUUCCUAUUUCCCCAUUUGUAAGUACUCUCCUCAGAAAUGACUAACUGAAAAUUUGUGAAGAUGUAAAAUCCUCACAUUAAGAUGAGAAGGAACAAUUUUUACUUUUGUAUUCCUAAUCUCUGACCCAAUGUCUUGCAUAAAACAUGUUUUUUUUGGGGGGCGAUUCAGUACUUUUUCUUUAUUUUUUAAUUUUUUUUUUAUUAUAACUCUUUAUAUACAAAACAUAUGCAUGGGCAAUUUUUCAACAUUGACUCUUGCAAAACCUUCUGUUCCUACUUUUCCCCUCCUUUCUCCCACCCCCUCCCCAAACUGGCAAGUAGUCCCAUACAUGUUAAAUAUGUUAAAGUAUAUGUUAAAUAUAUGUAUACAUAUUUAUACAGUUAUCUAGUUGCACAGGAAAGAUCAAAUUUAGGAAGAAGGUAAAACUAACCUGAGAAGAAAAAAACAAAAAUGCAAGCAAACAUUAACAGAAAGAGUUGAAAUGUUAUGUUGUGGUUCAUAUUCAUUUCCCAGUGUUCUUUCUCUGGGUGUAACUGGUUCUGUUCAUUACAGAUUAAUUAGAACUGAUUUGGAUCCUUUUAUUGUUGGAGAGCCACAUCCAUCAGAAUUGAUCAUCAUGUAGUAUUGUUGUUGAAGUGUAUAAUGAUCUCCUGGUUCUACUCAUUUCACUUAGCACCAGUUCAUCAAGCCUCUCUGUAUUCAUCCUGGUCAUUUCUUAUAGAAAAAUAAUAUUCCAUAACAUUCAUAUAUCACGAUUUAUUCAGCCAUUCUCCAAUUGAUGGGCAUCCCUUCAAUAUCCAGUUUCUAGCCACUACAAAAAGGGCUGCCACAUUUUUGCACAUAUGGGUCCCUUUCUUCCUUUAAGAUCUCUUUGGGAUAUAAUCCCAGUAGUAACACUGCUGGAUCACAGGGUAUGCACAGUUUGAUAAUGUUUUGAGUACAGUUCCAAAUUGCUUUCCAGAAUAGUUGCACAGAACACUUUAAAAAGUGUUUGCUGAAUUGUACAGAAAGGACAGUAAGAGAAGACCUAACUGGCUUCAAAUAUCUGAAAAGAAAACUUGGGUAAGACAGGGUGAAUUGUUCUUACUUUAGAGGACAGAACUGAAGUGGAAGUUACAUGGAAGCAAAUUUAUCAAGGCUUUAAAAUUAAGUUAAUAGAUCAUUGUCUCAAAUAGGGAACAUCCUUUUCAAACCUGGUUGUAUUCAAGUAGAGAAUGGUUCAAAUUAAUAUUAUAAAAGGGAUUCCAAGAAAGGUCAGGCAGCUAUAUACUAAAUAAUCUCAGAAGUCCUCUUUUACAAUAUGUUUUCAUUGAAUGAUUUUUAGAUUCCCAAAAUGCCUAUCUUAGUUACUAAAAGUCCUAUUUACAGACACUAAUUUCUAACUCCUACUUUGACUGUAGAACCCAUUAACUUUUCAGUUUGCACCACUGAGGCAACCAGAUUAGAAUCCCAAUUCUGAUAUUUACCAGUUAUAUAAUGAAGUCAUGUGAUCUUUUUCAAUUCUUCUCUCCAUCUGUGAAAUAUUGAUAAUUCUACGGGCAAAAAGCUUUGUAAAUUUUCAAACAUAACCUAAUUUUUUUCCUCUUAUCUUUGCUUACAGCAGCUAGUACCAUGCUAGGUGAGGUAGUAGGUUAUCUAUUUAAGUACCCCAUAAAUUCUUAAGGCAAUAUAUACGUUAAAUCCACGAAUAAAAAUGUCAUAUCAAAGAUCAAUCUAUUUAACUCCUAAUACAAUUGCAUUUCUUUUAAAAUAACAUCUCAUCUUUUUUUUUUUUCAUUGACAGCAUUUUUUCUUAGCCUUAUGAAUCAUGAUAGCCAGAUUUUUAAAAUAUUAAAUAUAAACUAUUUUAAUUUUCCCUCUAGCAAUUAAUGCCCAAAAUUUAUCUUAAAGCAACAUGAAAAUCUACCACAGGUAGCUGUUUUUGCUUGCCAGUUCUGUCUCUAAGGUUGGCAGGGAGCAAUUUUUUAAUUGAAUAUUUUUUCCCUUUCUCUCCCAAGGGCUGAAACAAAAAAUCCCCACACCAUUCCUGCUCUGCGGUGCCACCUUGGAAGCUUCCCUUUUAAUAAAAGCACGUUGGCUCAUCGGUUUAUUUUCGGCUGUGGCAACCAUGAAAAGGAGGGGAGGAAAGGGUGCUCGUUGCCACGACAACCACCCCAAACCCAAAAGCAAGUGAAAAAGGAAAAGGCGAGGAAAGACCUCUAGGCUGAGAGAAUGGAGACCAGGGGCUAGAGAGAGGGGGAUGGCAGGGGCUUUCCUGACUUUCCUUCAGGUUUCAUCUGCCCAAAGACCCAACCUGGGGGGACCCUCCACUCAGGUUAAGAGGCUGAGGAAUUGGGGAAUCUCUCCAGACCACCUUAAAAAAAGAAACGGAGAAAAAGGUGGGGGCCUGAGGUGGUGAGCGGGGGGAGGGAAAAAAAAACCCGAGCCCGCCCCCCUCCCCGCCGCAGAGCCAGCCUCCGCUUCACUUCCUGACUUUCAAAGCUUGUCUUCUCUCCUGCCUUUCAACAUGGCGGGCCCAAGCGCCAAGGAAGCCCGGAGGCCUGGAGCCCCAAGCUUCUUGGCCGCUACAGUGGCCGUGACGAUGGCGAUGGUUGGGCCCCCUUCGGCAGCGGCGGCAGGGCAGGAGGAGUCGAGCCGGGUACGAGCCAUGACCUCCUCCAACUGGACCCUGGUGCUUGAGGGGGAGUGGAUGCUGAAAUUUUAUGCCCCAUGGUGUCCAGCUUGCCUGCAGACUGAAUCAGAAUGGGAGACUUUUGCCCAAAAUGGUGAAAUACUUGAUGUCAGUGUGGGAAAGGUGGAUGUCACUCAAGAACCAGGUUUGAGUGGCCGAUUCUUUGUCACUACACUUCCGACUAUUUUCCAUGCAAAGGAUGGAAUAUUUCGCCGAUACCGUGGCCCAGGGAUCUUCAAAGACCUUCAGGAUUACAUCUUAGAGAAGAAAUGGAAAGCAGUUGAGCCUGUGGCUGGAUGGAAAUCCCCAUCUUCCAUAACAAUGUCUGGAAUGGCUGGACUUUUCAGCUUAUCGGGUUGGAUACGGCAACUUCACAACUAUUUCACAGGGACUCUUGGAAUUCCAGUUUGGGGUUCAUAUUUCAUCUUUGUUGUAGCCACACUGAUGAUUGGCCUUAUCCUUGGUCUGAUAUUGGUUUUACUUGCAGACUGCUUUUGUCCACCUAAACCAAGAGAUGGAAUAGAUCAAUCUGAAUUAAUUGAAAAGGAGAAGGAAGCUCUGAUAGUUGAAGAUCUAGGAAUUUCAGAAGGGAAAAAAGACCUUUCAGAUGAAGAGGAAGAGAAAGAUGACCUAUCAGAGGGAGAAGACGACAAAGAAGAUAUUUCAGAACGAGAAGAGGAAAGAAGCAAUUCAAAUGAUGAAACUUCUGAAGAUGACUCUGCAGUGGAUGAAGGAUCAGCAACUGAAGAUGCAGGGAAUAUCCCAGACCAACAGUUGACUGAUGUGGAGGCUGAAAGUUCAGUGAGGCAGCGUAAAAGUCAUGUUGCUGAUGGAGAACAGUAAUUUUUUUAAAGUUAUCUUCAGCAAACUGGACCAAAGAAAUGUGUCAGUUUCCCUUCUGGUCUACAGUGGAAGCCAAAUUCUUAAUCUCUCCUGCAUGAGCCAGCUUCUCUCUUAAAAGCUUAUAUUUAAUAAACAUCUAGUCCUAAAAGGUAGUAAUCCUUAUGUAGUAAUGAGAAUCUUUUAGGCAUGACAAUCAAAAUCAAAAAUAAGAUCCAUUAUUCUGCUUGGAGAUUGUUUAAGAUUGUAGGGUUAAGAAGUUCUGAUUGUAAUAGGUGGCCAUUACUCCUUUUUAAUAUCCUCUAUAUUCAUUGCUCCAAGCCACAUGAGAUGAAAGCAUAUUUGACUUCAUACAUCAGCAAUAACAAAAUGUGUCCUAAUAACUGUAGUAGAAGUUUCCCUUCCUUAGUUGGUCUUGAAUGUUUUUGUCAAACCGUAUGGAAAACAUCAGACAAUGUAGUCAGUCAAUAGUUAUUUAUUGAAAUAGAAACUGAGAGGCCUUUAAAUAUUAUCCUAGUACAGGAACUGUGGCUAUGGUGGUUUAGCUCUCAUCACUGCUCACUGAAGUACCUUCAUUAUGCUCCCGUUUUUGCUUCUCAGUUUUCCUUCUCAAUGUUUCUUUUAAAAAUAUACUGAGUGCACUGUGACAACAGGGACUAGUCUUGGACUGGGCUUCCUACAUACAACACCAGCACUCUUCAGUUCCCAAGUAUUCAGAAGAACAGCAUACAAGUUAAUGUGACAUCAGCCAAGCUUAUUAUGACUUCAGGGGCUUAGAUCAUUGGAAACCACAGGCAAUGAAUUAUUGACAAGCAAAUGCUGAAAACGACAUGUAACCUUCAGAGAUUCAGAAGGAAGUGGUCAUUUAGCAAGAGGAGAACUUUUUUUUUUUUUUUUUUUUUUUUUUACCAAAAGGCAGUCAUUUCCCCCAACACACUUCCACCUCCUUUCAACUAUUUCAUUGAGAAGUCUUUUUUUUUUUUGAAGCCAGAAAAUCCUCUUAGUCUUGCCAAUAUAAGCAAGUCAUGUGCAGAGAGCUGCAGUAUGAUGUGGUACUAUUUCCCUCUCCAGAGUAGCUCCCUGGCUCCAUCUGAGCUACUUUAGUAAUCAUAACAACUAAAAAGCCACUUAUGGUUUCUUUUUUAGUGAACUGACCUACUGGUGAAAGAAUGAGUGAAAAUCAAAGCAGGAAAUGAGAGAAAUGGUUUCUUCUCUUCCCACCUACCCUCCAACCCCCAUUCUUUUUAAUCCUACAAAGAAAUGCAUCUUUGUAAAUCUCUCAAUACUUGACUUAUUAAAAGUGCCCAGGGAUUUCGUUUUUUUAACUUUCUUUUUUAUUUGUCUUAUAUUUAAGAAAUAAGUUGAGAAAAUAAGGAACCAAGUUGUGCAUGGAUUCUCCAGGUAGGACGUAUCACCUCCUCUCACACCACUCCCCUUUUAGGGGGAUGCACUAGGGUGCAUAAUAAGGAAAAGGACAGAAUUUAAUAAGAUCUAGAAAUUAUUUUGUCACCUUUUAAAAUAAAUUAGGUAUACAUUUGGUUAUUCCAAUUGUAUUCUCUUUGGGUGUGCUAAAAAUAAAGAAAUUAAUGUGGAAUUCUGAGAAUCUCUGCCUUCAGUGGUUGAAUAAAGUAUUAUAGGGCUUACUUUAUUAUUAUUAUUAUUUUUAAUAUAUAAAAUCUGAUCCUGGGAUUAGUUUACAUCUUUAAAAUGUCAGGUGGGGCAGCUAGGUGGCACAGUGGAUAGAGCAACAGCCCUAAAGUCAGAAGGACCUGAGUUCUAAUCUGGACACUUCCUGGCUGUGUGACCCUGAAGCAAGUCACUUAACACCAGUUGCCUCAGCAAAAAAACAAACAAAUUUUUUUGUUUUGUUUUGUUUUUAGUUUUCCUUUCCCCUCCCCUUGGGUGUGAGGAGGGGACAGUAAAGAUAAUAAUUAAAAAGAAAGGAUUUAUUCCAAGGAAUUGUAGGGUUUCUCUUAAGCCCCUGCAGUCCCAUGAAUUAGAUUGUUUAUUUCAUAGUUUUACUGCUGCAGAAUAGAUACAGGAACAAACCAUGUACCCAAUAGGCAUAUUGUAUUCAUAUUUGUGUUCUUGAUGAUCUAAUAAAUAUUAAUGUUAUAUUAGGUACUUAAUAUAUUCCAGAAAAAGAGACUUGAUCUUUUUUCCUUAGUUAUUUAAAAUCUAGGGAAAGUUACACUUUGAUACUUGGUACUGUUGUUCUUGAGAUAGCUAUAUAGCCUUAAGAGCUUUAAGAAAUCUCAAAGUUGUUGGACAGUUACUCCAUUUCCUGUUUUUUUGUUUUUGUUUUUGUUUUUGCUUUUGUUUUUGUUUUUGUUUUUGUUUUUUUCCUGACAGGACUAUUCAUAUAUAUAUAUUCUUUUUUUCCCCCCUGACAGGACUAUUCAUCUCUCCUUCAAAGAGAUAAUAGUUUCACAAUUACAAUGUGUACCUGAUACCAGUAGCCUUUCUAAUUAUUUGAAAUCAGUUUGGCCCAUAGAAAUGGCCUGGGAUUUGAGUUUGAAUUCUAUAUUUUCCACAUGUGCCCAUUGGCAUGUUAUAUCACCUGUAGAGGCCUUGGAGUCUUUGUCUAUAAAGUGAAAGGCCAGAAUCGAUAAUGUACAGAUCUGUAACCCUAAAAUUUCUGCAGUAUUGUCUUACAUUUGUUGUUCAGACAUUUUGGUUAUAUUACAUCUGACUGUUCAUGAUUAUGUAAAAUGAAUUUUGAUAUGAUAAGUGUUAGAGUUAGUUAUGUUUUUUAAGUGGGGAAUAUAGACCUUUAAACUAGUGACAGGAUAGAAUAAAUAGUUCUUGGAAGAAUUUUCUUUCUACAGAACAUCUUUCUACUGUAGUAUUUCAGUUUUCUUAGUUUGGACUAUGAUUUAUGGUCAAACCACUCCUUCUUUUAUUUCUCUAUUUGAUAGUGAAAUAAGCCUUUUUUCCCUGCCCUCACUUCAAGCUUUAAAGAAAGAUGAGAGGGUAGGUAUCAUUCAAGUAUGAAAGCUUUGCAGUGCAAUCUUUGUUUAUAUCUGGUUCAUUUGAUCACUAUUUUAUUUAUAGUAACUUAAAUUAUGUAAAGAAAUGAAAAAUAAAUGUUAUAUUAUCUAGAAGUUUUAGCUUCAUCAGGUUUGGCUUUCAAAAAAACAAUUUUAAUUAUUUGCUAGCAAAGAAAUCAUGUUGAUUUCUAUAGGAUUUCUGUGUGUUCUGCAAAAUUGCAUAUACUCUAACCUACCACUUAAUUGCAAAGAAUAGCAUGGGGGGGGGCAUUGUUUUAUAUCUUCAAGUCAGUGUUAACCAUCUGAAAUUUUAUGACUCAGUCUUUGAGUGGUAGAAAAAGCAUAAUUUUAAGUGAUGGGGAAAAAGGGGUAAAGAUGGGCAAGAUAAGCUAAAUAUAUGAUUUGUUUGAUAAAUGAAUGAUUACAUCAUGUAAAUGCAAAUCAGGAUAGAAAAGAAAAAAUGUAGGUUGGUGACUUGUUCUAAAAUGAAUAUUUCAUUUUUCUUUGGCAUCCUUCAUCCCAGUACAAUAUUGAAGUGUUAUUUCUGCCAGUAUUAUAAAUGAGUAGUUUAUUCAAUCUGCCACAUUGCCAAGGUUUUCAAAAAUACUUGCUUCUCUCUUCUGUGUCAACAGUAAAAGUAUUUUAUUGUUACAUUGUGUUUACCUCAUUCAUGUGUUUUGAUUCACUUGAAAAAACACAACUUAUUUUGAAAAGUUGAAACGUAUAAUUAACUUAUUCAAUAUAGUAUGCGUUAUUACAUGAUUGAUUGAGACUAAGCAAUAGGAGAUGUUUGGAAAAAGCACGUUUCUGUCAACAUCAUCAAGCUAAUUACCAGCAUGUAAACUACAUAAACCAAGCUUUCUCCUAAUUGACUUACUUAGUAUAAAGAAAGUUUGAGGUAGAAGGCAACUAAUGUAUGUGAGUCAUGCAGCUUUGACAUUUUGUAUUGGCUAUAAAUGUUGAAUGAUAUUUAUGUUACACAGCUUUUUUCAUGGAAAUGCAAUCUUUUUAUAUAAAAGUUCAGCAGACUUGCUAUUGCAUAUUUGUAUUGCAAUACCUUAUAAAUUUAGUAUUUAAACUC